AUGGCGCUGUACUGUGUAGCCUGCCAGCUCGAUGGUAGAGUCCGUGAGUUCAAACUUACAAUUGCAGCUGAAAAUGUGAACGCCAACAUGGAAGUGAGUCUAACCCGCAGUGCACAAGGACGCCUGGCUAUCGAUAUGCCAGUUUGUGAAGCCCUGGCUGGGAAAUUUUUGCCAAUCACAAAUGGAAAUGAGUGGCCAAGGAUUGGAACAGAGCGUUUCCCUCAAAUCUUCAGUUUCUUGUUCUGCCGUGCAGUGAGCUGGUUCGUCCUGCCUGCUGUCAAAGGAAUGCUGGACACCACUCCGAUGACCACAGAGGUGUCCCCAGACUUUGGCAUUGCUAUAGACUACACUCUGACCAGAGAUGUGCAAAUGAGGGCCACCGGCCUCGAUUUGUCUUUCAAGGGUCUGGUUUACAGGCCAGCAGACAACAUCAAUCCACCAAAUCCUGGUGUGGAGCUAGCUUUCAAUGAAAAUACCCGCAUGGCUUAUGUGGGUGUCUCAGACUUCCUGUUCAACAGCGCUGCCACUGCCUUCUACAGCGCAGGAGCUUUGGUGAAACAAGAACCGUGGCAUUUGAGAGAGGCUGUUGAUGCUGAAAUAAAACUCACUGAGGCACCGAGCUUCAGCAUCUCUGAAAGUGAAGGAGUCACCAUCAACCUGAGAGCUAAACUACAAGAUUCUGCCUCAGGGACCAGGGCGCCUGGAAAGCUCCUCGCUGUAUCUAUGAGGUGUGCGGUCAGUAUGAAAGUUUCUAUUGAUGGAACUCAUCUGUUUCUUCCUUACGAUAAAGUCAGCUGUAAAAUACAAACCCGCAAUGUUGUCAGAGAUGUUCUGGUGAAGAUUGUGAAAAAUAAAGUGAACAAGAAGAUCAGUGACUUCCUGGAGGGUUAUUUUAAGGAUGGAGUAAAGAUUCCUCUCCCUGAAGGGAUGAUCUUCACUCAGCAAAUGAUCACAUAUCAUGAUGGCUUUGUGGUGCUGGGAGGAGACCUAUCCUUCACUGCAGCUGGGAGGCAGGGAAUGGUGAACAUGGCGAGGGGACCCGGCAAAUAA
This is a messenger RNA of Archocentrus centrarchus (flier cichlid), 1050 nucleotides long. RefSeq names its product phospholipid transfer protein-like. Bases 1 to 1050 code for a protein of 349 amino acids. Lineage: Eukaryota; Metazoa; Chordata; Actinopteri; Cichliformes; Cichlidae. The record is from RefSeq and is a predicted model, not a curated record. The transcript has 11 exons. Gene Ontology annotation, molecular function: lipopolysaccharide binding. Gene Ontology annotation, biological process: negative regulation of interleukin-8 production; negative regulation of tumor necrosis factor production; innate immune response.